AUGGACACGUUUCUGAACGACCCGUUCUUUCGCGACACCGAGGCCAUCACCUCGUCCUUUCUGCACUCCAUGAUCCCGAAAGACACGGUUUCGAACAUGAACCAAUUCGAUUUCUUAGUCGACAUCGUCGAGAAGAAGGACAAGUUUCACUUAUCCGGUGAGCUUCCCGGGUGCAACGUCGCCAACGUGGACGUGAAAGUCGAUAAAGACAACAACUUACACAUCAGCGCGAUGAAGUCUAUCAAACACGAGGAGGACGAACAGUCACCGGACGGCUCGGUGAAGUGGCACGCGAUCGAAAGGUCCUCGGGUAAAGUCGAGCGCAUCUUCGCGCUUCCGGAAGCGGCGGACGCGGACAAAAUCGAUUGUUCGAUGAAAGACGGCGUGCUUUCCAUCGACAUCAUGAAGAAACCCGAGUUUGUCGGUGAACCGAAAGAGUUGAAAGAGAAGGAGAUGAAGAAGAUUCCGAUUAAAGGCGCGUGA
Bathycoccus prasinos is the source of this 483-nucleotide messenger RNA. Its product is annotated as cytosolic class I small heat shock protein type 1. NCBI's taxonomy places the organism in Eukaryota, Viridiplantae, Chlorophyta, Mamiellophyceae, Mamiellales, Bathycoccaceae. The record is from RefSeq and is a predicted model, not a curated record. The transcript has a single exon. The coding region runs from base 1 to 483 and encodes 160 amino acids. Gene Ontology annotation, biological process: response to hydrogen peroxide; response to salt stress; protein complex oligomerization.